CAGAAGUGAAAAGAUAAGCGCAAUCGGCUGUUGCUGUGAUAAAUUUCUAGUUUAACGCUAUUGUGCAGUUUUAGUACGUAGUAGGCAAACUGUGUCUGUGAUUGUGUGGUUUUUAAGCAUACAGUAUGAGUCGAAGAUUACAGACUGUUGCAGCUGUAACAUGCAUGAAAUUGAUGCUAUUGAUUUUUAAUGUGAUAUUUUGGAUUGCUGGAAUAGCUCUUUUAGCUUUUGGAUUAUGGAUGAAAAUCUCACUCCACAACCUUCUUGAACUAUCAGAUGAUUAUAAUGAAGCUGUCCCAUAUAUAUUUAUUGGAACUGGAGCUGUGAUUGUGUUGGUAGGCCUCUUUGCUUGCUGUUGUACAGUGAAAGGCCAGCCAGUUUUAUUAUAUAUGCUAGCUGUUUUCUUAAGUUUGAUAUUUAUAUUAGAACUGGUAGCUGGAGUAGCUGGAUACAUCUACCGUGGCAAAAUUAAAGAUGGCUUUAAAACAGGAUUAAAUAAUAGUGUUGAUCAUUACGGCCAAGGUGGCAUUCGAGAUAAAGACAUUGAUAUUUUACAGUCCUAUCUUAAGUGCUGCGGUGUUAAUGAUUACUUAGACUGGAAUGCUAAAUGGUGGCAGAAUCGUUCAGUCCCACUUAGUUGUUGUCGAGACAAAAGCAGUUGCCAUAAUGCUCCUGUGGAAGACCCAUCAGAAAUCUAUGAAGAAGGUUGUUACAAUAAAGUUGUUGAUUUUGUAAAUCAGAACUUGGGAGCUAUUUUUGGAGGUGCUGUAGGCCUAGCUUGCUUUCAGCUUUUGGGUGUAAUAUUAGCUUGCUGUCUUGGCAAAUAUAUUGAUAAAGCCAAAUAUGAGCCAAUGGGAUAAUUUUAUGAGUUUAUAAAGUUACUAUUGAAAUAUAUAUUCUUGCUAAACAUUCUUUUUGAUGUCUCUUGGUCACAGUGCUUGGUCAAUCUCAUUGGAAUCACUUUUGAUGUUCCAUUUCACAAUGUUCUAUUUGUUAUAUUUAUACCCCCACAGUAUAUUCUUUUAUGCAUUUUAAAAAUGUUUCUCAUUUUGUAAGUGUUUUAUAUUGAAUACUUUUGUUUCUAAAAAUCUGAUGUUUUGAAACAUAGAUUUUGGUGUCUUUAAAUAGUGCUUAAUUCAUCAUAGCAUUUAAAGCUUUUACUAGUACAUCUUAAAUUUAGAUUAAAAUUAAAAUGAUCUUUGGUGAAGAAUUUUAAUUACUUGGUGAUAAACUGAUAAGAUGGUGUUUGAAUUUAAAAAUUUGUGUAAAAUUGUGAAGAUCUAAUUUUUCCCCCCAAAGUUAAUUAUAUAAAACUGUAAGUAUAGUAAUUAUAUAAAAUGCAGCUAACUUUUAAAAUUCAGUGAUGCAUUUACAUCUACAUUAAAGUAUUAUCUAUUGAAAAUGGAUGCAUUUUUUUAAACCAAAAAUUUGAACUUUUCUUGGCUGUUUUCUGUGAAUUUUGAACUAUUUCUCUGCACAGUCUUGAUGUUAUAUUUUCAAACUGUGUUUCAUGGUGUAAAUUUUUAUUAUAUAUACUGUAUAUCUGAAUCUAAUAAAGAGCUUUGCCAAAAGACAA
This is a messenger RNA of Stegodyphus dumicola, 1576 nucleotides long. RefSeq names its product tetraspanin-6-like. Lineage: Eukaryota; Metazoa; Arthropoda; Arachnida; Araneae; Eresidae. Gene Ontology annotation, cellular component: plasma membrane. The record is from RefSeq and is a predicted model, not a curated record.